AUGUCUGUCAAAAAGCCCACCAACUACAAGCUCUGGGCCAAGAUGCUCGUCGGCGGCGCCAUCAUGUGCGUUGGCGGCCCCAUGCUGACCGUCUACGUGAUGCCGACCGACGAGGAGCUGUUCCAGAGGUACAACCCGGAGCUGCAAAAGCGCAGUUUAGAUCGCCGUGAGGAGCGCCAAGCCGAGUUCAACGAAUGGCUGCAGAACCUGAAGCGGCAGUCCAUGAGCAACAAGCCCAUCUGGGUCGUACAGGAGGAGGAGGCCCGCGAUGCCAAAGAAGCCAAGGCGAGACAGACCCUGCGUCUUGCCGAGGAGGCCAGGGCACAGCGGGAUGCCAUGCGCAAGGAAGCCGGUCUGCCGCCCGAGACUACCACGAAGCGCUAA
Molecule: messenger RNA, 384 nt
Organism: Sporothrix brasiliensis 5110
Lineage: Eukaryota; Fungi; Ascomycota; Sordariomycetes; Ophiostomatales; Ophiostomataceae
Product: assembly factor cbp4
Exons: 3
Coding region: 1-384 (127 amino acids)
Biological process (GO): mitochondrial respiratory chain complex III assembly
Cellular component (GO): mitochondrial membrane
Source: RefSeq, a predicted model, not a curated record